AUUACUGUAAAUGCAAUUUUCGGAAUGCAAAGUAAUUGAAUAUAUUUUUUUCUCAUUUCAUUUAACAACAAUCGUAUUGAUACAAAUAUUGCAAUCAAUGUAUGAGAAUGUAAUAACAUCUUACAGCGCUGCAAAGAUCAAAUUUUGAUUACAGGCUUGUAUUACUCUGAAGUAGACUGAGUCAACAUGUGCUUCACAGAAUACUUUUUGUUUAACCAUGAAUGAUGUUUUGCGGAGAAGAGGUUAUGAAAAUGAAAACAAACCGCAUGAGAAAUUGAAAAUUUCAUAUUCUUAUAAACAAAGGAUAUUUCACCGACUUCGAUACAGCGGCUUAUAAGGAUGGCAAACAAACCAAAACUCAAGGAAGCAUUCGAAGUAGAGACAAAAUAUGGAGCAUUCUACACUGGAGGCAAUGUAGAAUGGCACGAGGACAUUCUUUACUGCCAAACAGAUUCGAACAUAUCAUUGCUGAACACUGACAAUGGUACAGUUGAAAAGUUCAUAGGUGAACAAAGCUCUGAAGAUAUUGAUGUUGUCCAAACAUUUACCACUGAUGGAAGAUACCUAAUAACAUCUCACAGAAGCGGGUUAUUGAAGAUGUGGAAUGAGAAGGGUGAAUUAGAAAAAACAUGGAAAUAUAUACACAUAGGUCCUAUAGCAAAAUUGGCUCUCAAGGGAAUGAAACUUGCUAGUGGAGGUUCUGACAGUAUAGUGAGACUUUGGGACUUGGAGCAUCAAGCUUGUCAAUUAGGGCUUAAAGGAUGCCAGGGGGUUGUCAGUGUUGUUGAAUUCCAUCUAGAGCAGGACUUGAUACUAGCAUCGGGUGAUGAUGGUAAAAUAAAUUGCUAUGAACUACAAAGAGGAGAAGUCAUAGAAUCUUACAAUGCUCAUUACAGCAAGGUAACUGCAUUAGUAUUUUCACCUGACACUAAGCAUUUUGUAACAUGUGGUAGAGACAAAGUUAUAAUUUUAUGGGAAUUUGGUAAUACGACAGCACUAAAAACAAUCCCUACAUAUCAAGCUGUAGAGGUAAUAGUUGGUCUCCCAAAGAAAUUCAAAUUACCAGGAUUCAAAUCUGAAUCAGAUGGAAUAUAUGUAGCUUCUGCCGGUGAGAAGGGCGUUAUUAGUAUUUGGGAUGUCUGUAAAGCAAAACAGGUAUAUCUACAGACAAACUCCCUUGUAACUCCAGCAUCCGAAGAAGGAGGGUUAGCAGUAACACAUCUCAGGUUUCAUAUGAAAUCAAAAUCCUUAGCAGUGGUCACUGUAGAUCAGAAUAUUAUCAUCUACCACUUAAAAUCGUUUGCAUGUCUCAAGCAGUUUAUAGGAUUUUCAGACGAGAUCUUAGAUAUUACCUAUGUAGGAAAAGAUGAUUCAUACAUUGCUGUUGCUACAAAUUCUAAUGAUAUCAAGUUAUAUGAAAGCACUACAAUGACUUGCCAAUUACUUAAAGGCCAUACCGAUUUGGUGCUAGCUUUGAGUGCAAAUAAAUCUAACCCAGAUCUUAUGCUCAGUUCAAGUAAAGAUAAUACUGUUAGGUUAUGGCUUCUAGAAGGAUCUACAAUGAGUUGCAUAGCUGUAGGGAUGAGACAUACUGCUUCAGUGGGUACUGUUGCAUUUAGUACCUCAAUGAAGUUUGUUGUCUCAGCUAGUCAAGAUACUUGUGUAAAAGUUUGGGAGAUACCAGAACAGAAGAAAAAUGCUACUUUAGAAUGUUUGCAUACAGAAAUAGCUCAUCAAAAGGAUAUCAAUUGUGUAGCUGUAUCACCGAAUGACAAAAUCAUAGCAACAGCAUCUCAAGACAAAACUGCAAAACUGUGGACAGAGACUUUAACCUUAGUAGGUGUAUUAAGAGGUCACAAACGUGGAGUAUGGUCGGUAAGAUUCUCACCUGUUGACCAAGUUGUAAUGACUUCAUCAGCUGACUGUACCAUAAAGCUAUGGUCAGUAGCAGAUUUGAGCUGUCUCAAAACCUUCGAAGGACACGAGGCUAGUGUUUUAAAAGCAGAAUUCAUCUCAUCUGGAUUACAGAUAGUGAGUACAGGUGCUGAUGGCCUUAUCAAACUAUUUACAAUAAAGUCGUCUGAAUGUGUUGGCACAUUGGACCAACAUGAGGCUAGAGUAUGGGCAUUAGCAAUCAAGAAAGAUGAGUCUGAAAUGGUCACUGGUGGUAGUGACUCUAUUCUAAUCAAGUGGAAAGAUGUCACAGAGGAGUUGAAGCUACGUAGAUUGAAAGAAGCUGAAGAGAUGGCACUACAAGAACAGCAGCUCAGCAACUAUCUGCAAAAUGAGCAGUAUCUAAAGGCUAUGAAGUUGGCUCUAAGACUCAACAAACCAAUGCAAGUAUUAAAGAUAGUAGAGAAUAUAAUCAAGAAAGGUGAUGGAGGUCUUGCAGAGACUAUAUCUGGUUUGAGAAAUGACCAGAAGGAGAAUCUGAUGAAAACUGCUAUCAGUUGGAAUAUGAAUAGCCGGCAUUGCCACCCAGCUCAACUUGUGUUGAAUAUUCUGUUGAAUGAGUUGCAGACAGGAGAGUUUAGUCCUGCUGGUUUGGGAUCAUCAUUAGAAGGAGCAUUGCCUUACACAGAAAGGCACUUUAAGAGGUUGACUCAGAUGAUGCAAGAUUUGAAUUUUAUGACAUAUAUGAUUAAUUGUAUGACGCCUCAUGCUAAAGUUACUGAAUAAAUGUUUUUAAGAUA
Messenger RNA from Acanthoscelides obtectus, 2693 nucleotides. The record is from the annotation of a GenBank genome assembly. NCBI's taxonomy places the organism in Eukaryota, Metazoa, Arthropoda, Insecta, Coleoptera, Chrysomelidae.